Molecule: messenger RNA, 795 nt
Organism: Akanthomyces muscarius
Lineage: Eukaryota; Fungi; Ascomycota; Sordariomycetes; Hypocreales; Cordycipitaceae
Exons: 2
Coding region: 1-795 (264 amino acids)
Biological process (GO): regulation of translational fidelity
Cellular component (GO): cytoplasm
Molecular function (GO): double-stranded RNA binding; nucleotidyltransferase activity; tRNA binding
Source: RefSeq, a predicted model, not a curated record
AUGCAUAAAAUCGACGUCACUUCUUCCACGAAGCUGCAUAUAAAGCUAUAUAUUGCCCCUCUUCACAAUACCAUGGCGCCACGCAUCAUCCCCGAACCGGGUACGCUGCCAAACGUCUCCCACGACGCCGCGCAAGCCUUCCAGAUCCUCAAGGACGGCGGUCUCAUCGUCGCCCCAACCGACGUCGGCUACGCGCUCCUCACCAGCACGCCCACCGGCAUCCAGCGCAUCUUUGCCGCCAAGGGCCGCCACCAGACGCACAACAUUGGCAUCCUCGGCACCUACGCCCAGCACCGCGCGAUCCACGUGCUCCCCUCCGCCAGGUUUGCCUUUACGCGCGUCAUGACCGAGGAGAUGGGCAUGAUGGUCGGCAUCGUGGCGCCCUUUGACGCAGACAACCUCCACCCGCACCUUGCUGCGCUGGACGCGGCCACGCUGGACCAAGUCACCAAGGGCAACACGGUCUGCGUCGUGAUCCCCGAGGGGCCAUUUUGUCGCGAGUUAGUUAGGCUGUGCGAGGAGGAGAGCAUGCUCGUGUUUGGGACGUCGGCGAAUGCGACGGGCCAGGGGCAGCGCUUCAGGGUAGCGGAUGUAGGGGAUGAGGUGCUGGCGCACGCGGACCUCGUGGUGGACUACGGCUUACAAAAAUGGCACACGUACGGCUCGGGGGCGGUGAAUUUUGACGCGGAGAACAUGCGCGUCUUGCGCAAGGGAGUGGCGUAUGAGGUCUUCGUGGACAGGGCGAAGAGAUGGUUUCCGCAGCUGUUGGAAGAAGCAGGUGGCAGCUUUGAGUGA